AAAAAGAAGCCUGGAUCGUUGCGAUUCGUCUAUAAAAUGGUUGGGCCUUUUCUUUUUCCCUUCCAUAUUCACACAACGAAACUCAAAACAAAAGGACCUCUAAAACUACUCUUCUUUUGUUUACUCUUCAUUCAGAGCCUCUACGAAACCCAGCUUUUCUUCUCUCCAUACCCAAAUUCCCACAGAAGGCACAAUCUUUCAUGGUUAAACUUAGACCCGUCUUAGACAUUUCUUGUUGGGAAAUUUUCACUCGCGAGGCUUAAUUUAUAGUUUGUCUGAUUGUCUCUGAGGGGUAGGAUUUUUGUUUCUGGGUACUUGGAAUGGACUACAAUGGCUCCGACAGCAGCGGUACUGAUGAUGAUCUUCGUCCAUCUCAUCAAAACAGAAUUCCAAGGGGGAGUAGAGUCUCAGGGAACGAAAGGCCUGCUGUAACUUCUACCCCAUUCCCUAGGAUGUACAGUGACAUGGAGGCCCAAAUUCACCACCUUGAGCAAGAAGCAUAUUGUGCAGUCCUACGUGCUUUUAAAGCUCAAUCUGACGCCCUUACUUGGGAGAAAGAAGGUUUGAUAACGGAACUCAGGAAAGAGUUGAGAGUUUCGGAUGAUGAACACAGAGAACUACUUACGAGGGUUAAUGCUGACGACAUAAUCAGUAAAAUAAGAGAGUGGAGAAAGUCAGGGGGAAAUCAAGUUUCCAGGCACAAUACCUCGCAGGCUGCCUACGAUGUCGUACCUAGUCCUGUUUUGUCAUCACGCAAGAAACAGAAGACAAUCCCAUCGGGUCACCAGUUUCCAGGUUUACCCUCGACGAAAUCCAUGCAGUCCCCAACAGGACCUGUUAUGAGUAGACCAUUCAUGAAUCGCAGUAACUCUGUUGUCCGUGCUACAACGGAAUUUGCUGAUGCUUUAAAUCUUGACGCAUUAGUUGGAAGGAAACUGUGGACAAGGUGGCCUGAAGAUAACAACUUCUACGAGGCUAUUGUCACUGCUUAUAAUCCGGCAGAGGGGCGGCACGCUUUGAUCUAUGAUAUGAAUACAGCACAUGAGACCUUUGAAUGGGUUGACCUUAAGGAGAUCCCACCAGAGGAUAUCCAAUGGGAAGGUGAUGAUCCGGGUUUGCCUCAUGGAGGAGGCCAUGGUGGACAAGGACGUGGCUUUAAGAAGUCAUCAAGCCGAGGUGGUGUUGUUCCUGGUGCUGGUAGAGGGCGACCCGUGAAGAGUCAACCAAGGAAAGAUUUUCUUCCGGCACAAAAUGGGAAUGCACAGAGAGUUUCAGAUGAUAUUGAAUUACUUAACACUGACGCAUUGGUAAAGGAGGUGGAGACUGUUUUCAGCGCAAAUCAUCCAGAUCCCUUUGAGCUGGAAAAGGCAAAGAAAAUGCUGAAAGAUCAUGAACAAGCAUUGAUAGAUGCCAUUGCGAAGCUUGCAUAUGCAUCCGAUGGUGAAAGUGAUGGUGAGCAUCCAUCUCCGUACGGUCAAGCGAUCGAGAGAGAAUGAGGAAAGGAAUGUUAGUGUUGAAGACAAUCGCUAAAUUUGAGACUAGGAUGAGCUCAAGGGAAAAUGGUAGUUUGGAAGCUGGUUUUGAUAUUUGGCAGUAGAAGAGAAGUUUCCUGUGCACUAGGUAGUGGGUGAUAUUGCUAAUAAUAUAUCAUUUUUAUUGAUCUUAUUAUUUUGGGUGUCCAUCUCUUAAUUAGUCUGAUUUUGGAGAAAACCCCCAAUUUCUUUCUUUCUUUUUAUUGUUACACCUUUUAACUCUAGGACAAAACACUUGUAAAAAAGGAUCUUAUUGAGUGCCUAAUUUCCAUCA
This is a messenger RNA of Morus notabilis, 1806 nucleotides long. RefSeq names its product protein EMSY-LIKE 1. Bases 321 to 1496 code for a protein of 391 amino acids. Lineage: Eukaryota; Viridiplantae; Streptophyta; Magnoliopsida; Rosales; Moraceae. The record is from RefSeq and is a predicted model, not a curated record. The transcript has 10 exons. Gene Ontology annotation, biological process: defense response to fungus. Gene Ontology annotation, cellular component: nucleus.